Mytilus trossulus (common blue mussel) is the source of this 1225-nucleotide messenger RNA. Its product is annotated as acetylcholine receptor subunit alpha-like. The record is from RefSeq and is a predicted model, not a curated record. Lineage: Eukaryota; Metazoa; Mollusca; Bivalvia; Mytilida; Mytilidae. Gene Ontology annotation, biological process: monoatomic ion transmembrane transport; chemical synaptic transmission; signal transduction. Gene Ontology annotation, cellular component: neuron projection; synapse; plasma membrane. The coding region runs from base 6 to 1190 and encodes 394 amino acids. The transcript has a single exon. Gene Ontology annotation, molecular function: transmitter-gated monoatomic ion channel activity involved in regulation of postsynaptic membrane potential; transmembrane signaling receptor activity; excitatory extracellular ligand-gated monoatomic ion channel activity.
UAGACAUGGAAAAAAUAAUAAGAAUUGCACUGUUUAUAAUAUCUUUCGACGCAAUUCCUUGUCUUGGACAGGCGGUUGGUGGUGGAGAUGCCGGCCUGGCUCUUGUCACGAGCCUAUUUUCAAAUUAUAGUACAAUAGUUCGACCAAACAAGGAUUAUUCGAAACCGAUGAACGUUGAUCUAGACAUGAUCCUUGUUGGUAUAAAUGGCUUAGAUGAAGUUGAGGGUAAAUUAACAACAACUGGUUAUCUGUCCGUUGGAUGGACCGACGAAUAUUUAACCUGGAAAGAUGCUGGUGUCAUGCAACUGUAUAUUCCUCAAGAUAGAAUAUGGAAACCAGAUUUGACACUUAAAAACGGCUUUACAAAAUUGACUACACUUGGGUCCGAUUUUAUUCUAGCCAAGAUUGAGGCUACGGGAUUUGUAUGGUGGCAGCCGUUCGAGGUUUUUGAAUCUAAAUGUUCAAUUGACAUUACACACUUUCCGUUUGAUCAACAAACGUGCGACCUUGUUUUUGUUGUUUGGUCAUACUUCAUAGAUGACGUGAAUGUUACUAAAGGUACGAACGGAAUUGAAAUAGAAAAUAUGGAAGAGAGUGCGCAAUGGAGCAUAGUUUCAACUUCCGCAAAAGAGGAUAAAGAAGGAUCAGAGUCAAAGGUCACAUUUACACUUACACUACAGCGGAGCUCUGGGUAUUAUAUUUUCAACAUUAUUAUUCCGGUAAUAUUUCUAGGACUUUUAAAUGUGUUUACCUAUGUCCUCCCCGCGGACAGUGGAGAAAAGAUGGGUUACGCAAUGACGGUUUUCUUAUCAUUCUCCGUUUUUCUGACAAUCGUAAGUUCAGAACUACCCAAAUCGUCCGGAUCUUAUUUCGGAUAUUAUUUAAUGGCCUUACUAGGAUUUGGUGUAAUUACAGUUUGUGUUACGGCAUUUGAGCUCCGCAUGCAUCACUGGCAGAGCAGGGUACCAAAUUGGGUUAAAACAAUUAUACGAUGUGCAUGUUGUUGUUGUUGCUGCGAAGACAACCGUGUCGAUGAUGUGGAAAAUAAAAAGAAAGUAAGGAAGGUGACUUGGCCUGAUGUUACCGCUUUUGUAGAUUUUGUUAUGUUUUGGAUUUUGUUUAUAUCAUUUAUUGCGUUAACAGGAGUCGUAAUGGUUAUUUUGAAACUUAGGAUUAAAAUGUCAUUUUGAUUUCCUUGGUUUUUUAUAAUCUUUUCUAAAAUGUU